UGGGUUUCAUGUGUUAGUUGCGGACGCACUUUCCUCUCCAUCAGGACCAGGAUUAUGCUGUCCCUGCUCAGAUUUGAGACUGGCUCUGUGGCCGGGGAACUUGAUGAGACCCUCAGACUCCCAUCAGCCUGGGCUCGGCUGGUGUGAUGAGCCCAAGAGCCUCCCGCGUUUCCUGUGACGCAGGACAGCCGCACCGCGCACUUUGGAGAACUGCGAGAAGCGGAAAAAAAGCGCGUCCGUGACUUCGGUCUUCUGUAACCAUAGUCCCUGGUGUGAACGCGUCUUUACAGUGGUGACGAUCCCGAGACACUGAGAGCGACUAGUGCUGUCUGUGGGAGGACAGGGACCCAGGCUCCGGAGCGUCAUCGCUGGCUGAGCGGCGGGGAGUCGAACACCUGCAGGUGAUCCGGGGCGUCAGAAACCUGCAAUUUAGAGGAAUUCACCGCUUCUCCGUCAGUUCAGCACAGCACUUCUGCUCUGAAGAGAAAAAGUGGAUUUGCAUUUGGAUUUAAUGUUUUGGUUGAUGGAUGCUGAUGCAGAACCGGACCGAGUCCCCGCGGAGGAAUUUAGCUAAAAUGUGUGUGAUGUGAAAAACAUCAGAAAACAUCUGUCUGACCUGUGACUCUGACAGAGGAAACAUCUGCUCCUGCUGCGGAGAAAAAAGGUUUCUGGAAGAAUGUGAAACUGGAGCUGCUGAGACCCUGAAGCACCACCUCCUUCGCUGACUCAGACAGCUAUGUCCAACACAGGAACCUGUACCGCAGAUAAACAUUAGUAGCUCAACUUACCGCAAAAUGGCGGAGGGUUUGAAGCCCCCGAGCAUCACUGGGCACUGUUUCCUCUCUUUACUGAUGCUUAAGAGCUGCUGGCUGCUAGGUGCCACCUCCCAGAAGCCCACCGUGUUGACGGACUCCCAGCAGCCCCAGCAGGAGUAUGCCCACUCCAUCCGGCUGGAUGGCGACAUCAUCCUGGGCGGCUUGUUCCCAGUGCACGCCCGCGGCGAGAGGGGGGUUCCCUGUGGUGAGCUGAAGAAGGAGAAGGGUAUCCACCGGCUGGAGGCCAUGCUGUUCGCCAUCGAUCUCAUCAACAAGGACCCAGAGUUGCUGCCCAACGUGACGCUUGGGGCACGUAUCCUGGACACGUGUUCGCGUGACACCUAUGCCUUGGAGCAAUCACUCACCUUUGUCCAAGCACUCAUUGAGAGGGAUGGCUCCGACGUCCGCUGUGCUAAUGGAGAUCCACCCAUCUUCGCCAAACCAGAUAAAGUGGUGGGCGUCAUUGGGGCGUCGGCCAGCUCUGUGUCGAUCAUGGUGGCCAACAUUCUGCGCCUGUUCAAGAUUCCUCAGAUCAGCUACGCCUCGACAGCUCCAGAGCUCAGCGACAACACGCGCUAUGACUUCUUCUCCCGUGUGGUUCCUCCGGACUCCUACCAAGCUCAGGCCAUGCUGGACAUCGUCACAGCGAUGGGCUGGAACUACGUGUCUACACUCGCCUCCGAGGGAAACUAUGGCGAGAGUGGCGUUGAAGCCUUUGUCCAGAUCUCCAGAGAGUCAGGUGGAGUUUGUAUCGCUCAGUCUCUGAAGGUUCCUCGGGAGCCGAGACCCGGCGAGUUUGACAAGAUCAUCCUCCGUCUGCUGGAGACGCCCAACGCCCGCGCUGUCAUCAUGUUCGCAAACGAGGACGACAUUCGGCGAAUCUUGGAUGCUGCGAAACGCAACAACCUGACAGGUCACUUCCUGUGGGUGGGCUCUGACAGCUGGGGCUCCAAGAUCUCUCCAGUGGUCCAGCAGGAGCGGGUGGCCGAGGGCGCAGUCACCAUCCUCCCCAAGAGGGCCUCUGUGGACGCGUUUGACCGUUACUUCAAGAGCCGCUCCCUGUCCAAUAAUCGCAGGAAUGUCUGGUUUGCUGAGUUCUGGGAGGAGAACUUUAGCUGCAAGCUGGGAAUGCACGGCAAGAGACCCGGCAGCCCCAAGAAAUGUACAGGGUUGGAGAAAGUUGGCCGUGACUCCACCUACGAGCAGGAGGGGAAGGUUCAGUUUGUGAUGGACGCAGUGUACGCCAUGGCCCACGCUCUGCACCACAUGCACCGCGAUCUCUGUGCCGGAUACCCUGGCCUGUGUCCCCGCAUGGCCAGCAUUGAUGGAAAGGAGCUGUUGGCCCACAUUCGCGCCGUUGGCUUUAACGGAAGUGCAGGGACUCCAGUCACAUUCAACGAGAAUGGUGAUGCUCCCGGACGCUACGACAUCUUCCAGUAUCAGAUCAACAAUAGGUCGGUGGCAGAAUACAAGGUCAUUGGACACUGGACCAAUCAUCUGCAUCUAAAUAUGGACACCCUGCAGUGGACCACCGGCGACUCCUCCCUGCCGGCUUCGGUGUGCAGCUUGCCCUGCCAGACCGGCGAGAGGAAGAAGGUGGUGAAGGGCGUCUCAUGCUGUUGGCACUGCGAGCGUUGUGAGGGAUACCACUUCCAGGCCAGUGAGUUCACCUGUGAGCUCUGCCCCUACGAGAAGAGACCUGACCAGAACCGCACAGGCUGCCAGCCUAUCCCUAUCAUCAAGCUGGAGUGGAACUCGCCCUGGGCGCUGUUGCCCAUCUUCAUCUCCGUUUUGGGCAUCAUCGCCACCACCUUUGUCAUUGUCACCUUUGUUCGCUACAAUGACACACCCAUUGUUCGGGCCUCAGGGCGAGAGAUGAGCUAUGUGCUGCUGACAGGCAUCUUCCUGUGUUACAUUAUCACCUUCCCCAUGAUUGCUGCACCUGAUGUUGUCGUCUGCUCGUUCCGUCGCAUCUUCCUGGGACUCGGCAUGUGCUUCAGCAACGCUGCGCUGCUUACCAAGACCAACCGCAUCCACCGCAUCUUCGAGCAGGGUAAGAAAGCGGUGACCGCACCACGCUUCAUAUCACCAGCCUCCCAGCUUGUCAUCACCUUCUCGCUCAUCUCGGUCCAGCUGCUGGGUAUCCUUGUGUGGUUCGCUGCCGACCCACCGCACACUUUUGUGGACUAUGGUGAACAGCGCACGCAGGAUCCUGAGAAUGCUCGUGGUGUCCUCAAGUGUGACAUCUCUGACCUGUCGCUCAUCUGCUCUCUGGGAUACAGCAUCCUCUUGAUGGUCACAUGCACUGUUUACGCCAUCAAAACGCGCGGCGUGCCAGAGACUUUUAACGAGGCCAAACCCAUUGGAUUUACUAUGUACACAACCUGCAUCAUCUGGCUCGCCUUCAUCCCCAUCUUCUUUGGCACAGCACAGUCGGCGGAGCGGAUGUACAUCCAGACGGCCACACUGACCGUCUCCCUCAGCCUCAGCGCCUCUGUCUCUCUGGGCAUGCUCUACAUGCCGAAGGUCUACAUCAUCAUCUUCCACCCCGAGCAGAAUGUCCCCAAACGCAAACGCAGUUUCAAGGCCAUUGUCACUGCCGCAACCAUGACCAGCAAGCUGUCGCAGCUGGCGGCUGAGCGGCCCAACGGCGAGGUGAAGACAGAGCUGUGCGAGGGUGUGGAGGCCAGCGUGCCACCAACAAAAAACACCUAUGUCAGCUACACCAACCACGCCAUGUGAAAAAAUGAUGCCUUUGACACGAGGACGUCCUGGGACAUUUAACAAGCAGAUUUCUGUCACACUCAAAGGAGACGUCACCAGAGCCCAAGACAAAAAGGAGGUGCUCUGAACAAUCUGAAGGAUCAGAACGAAGUCCUGACAAACUGAACCAUUACAUUUGUGGUAUUUUUAUGUUUACAGACACACAAACAGGGAACAGGCCCGAAUGGCGCGAAAAAAGUCAAAAUCAUCCAAGAAACCAUGAAAGCAGGAGGAUGGUAACCUGAAAGACAAAAAAAUCUAUUAAAAUAAGUCUUCAAAAAGAAAUACAAAAAAAGUUAUUGUUGGGACCAACCAUAUUUGUUGUUAUUCUAAUUGUACGUUUAAAAAAAAAACUUGUGGUUGUGAAAAUUUCUGAUUCUUGUCUCAUGUCGUCCGUCCGUCGACCUACAUUAUGAGAUGAGUCCGUCGCUGUUUUUGGCUAACUGAAUGGUAGCUGUUGGUUGUGAAAUGUCCAAAUGCCAUGGUUGAAUUGAAGCAUGCCCGUUUUUUAUACAAAUGAUCUAUUUAUAAUAAAGGAAUGUUUCACAAGUCGGUGCCAUGCUACAGUCUGUUUGAAUAAGAGUACAUAAGAACAACUGAAGAGAAUGUACAUUGUUGAUGGUUGUUGGGAUGUCGUUGAUUUUCCAAUCAAACAGCGGUUGUCUUUUCAGUAGAAACAAAGUGUUUGUGCUUCUUACUGUUGAUUCUUCAGUGCGAGUACAAAGCAAGUUCGACAUAGCCAGGCUUUCUUUGCCAUAGCUGGUUCAACAAAACCGAAAACCCCAGUCAAAGAUAAAGGGUAUUACAACAGUGGUUAUCAUCUUUUUUUCUUAACCCAGGCUUUCAUUCACAACAUCAUACACUACCUAUUUGAGUUAAAGAUAAAUGUUUGUAUGUGUGAAUGGGACUGUGAUAUUAAAUUCUAGGUUUUCCAAAAUAACAUUAACAAAUUCAUUAACAAAUGUUAAUGAAAUGGCUGCUGGAUGUUGUUGGGUAGCUAGCUAGCUGGUCAAUAUUUAUUAUUUAUUGGCCAAUUAUUUUUCCCACCGGGGAAACCAGACCUAUCACCAAUCAGAGAUCAGAAUCAGAAUCAGAAAUACUUUAAUAAUCCCCGUGGGGAAAUUACUAGAUGUGAGUGUUGAUACAGAGCCAUGCCAGCACUAACUGAAAACAUGUUAGCCAACCACCUUGCCACAUGCUAGUGAGUAAGCUGGCCAGUUCAGUUGGCUACAGGACAAUAAUUUCAUUAGUUAAAUCAAGAGACAUGUUUUAUUUGUCUUUUUGGAGCAGCUUACUCCAGCAGUGCAGUGCUCAGAGCGGUGCAAGUAAACAGUUGGUAUGAAACAGCUAAUAUGGUUGCUCCCUCCAUUUUAGAUGCCACAGUUCACCGUUUCCUUUAAAGGUCACAUCUGUCAAAAUAGUUUGCUGUUGGUCAACAGUGCAAAUUUGCUUCUCAGAGUUCACUAAAGUUGAACCUGAAAACUCUGUACAAAUUUACUUCUUCUAUGUGAGCAAAUCCACUGGAUUGCAGAGAUUCCAUUGAAAUUAACUGACUGCCGCUUU
Molecule: messenger RNA, 5141 nt
Organism: Morone saxatilis (striped sea-bass)
Lineage: Eukaryota; Metazoa; Chordata; Actinopteri; Moronidae
Gene: grm8b
Product: glutamate receptor, metabotropic 8b
Exons: 12
Coding region: 795-3557 (920 amino acids)
Biological process (GO): G protein-coupled glutamate receptor signaling pathway; regulation of synaptic transmission, glutamatergic
Cellular component (GO): membrane
Molecular function (GO): group III metabotropic glutamate receptor activity
Source: RefSeq, a predicted model, not a curated record